Thelazia callipaeda (thelaziosis nematode) is the source of this 201-nucleotide messenger RNA. The record is from the annotation of a GenBank genome assembly. Lineage: Eukaryota; Metazoa; Nematoda; Chromadorea; Rhabditida; Thelaziidae.
AUGAUAACGGUAAAUUUUGAGAAUCAAAAUGGGUUAACGCCAAUGGCGAGUUUUGGAGGAACUAUUCAGGCAUCACCUACAGUGAGUCAACAACAAUUACCUAAUGCAACCCAGUACUAUUUUCCUCCUCAACAACAAGUUGGAGGAGUCCAAUCAUUACCCGUUUUAUCAACAAUUCAACCUAAUUAUGUGCAGCGUUAA